This is a messenger RNA of Zophobas morio, 1238 nucleotides long. Its product is annotated as retinol dehydrogenase 12-like. The transcript has 6 exons. Bases 258 to 1238 code for a protein of 326 amino acids. Lineage: Eukaryota; Metazoa; Arthropoda; Insecta; Coleoptera; Tenebrionidae. The record is from RefSeq and is a predicted model, not a curated record.
AGUGUCAACUUCAUUUCGCUAAUAUGCAGCCAAUAAUACCCUCUAAAUUGCUAUUAAAUUUUUGAUUUGUAUUAAAAAAUUGUUUAUAAUUAUCUUCCAAGCAAAACUGGUGCAAAUGAAUAAGUACACAACGGUUUCAUAAAUUUCCGUACUAAAUAUUUGACGAAAACGUUUAUUGUGUCCAUAAAUUGAUAAAAAUAAAGGUGAUAAAUCUUGUAAGUUCGUUGUAAAAAAGGCAGCAAAAUUUUUAAGCCGUUAUGUGGAGGUACAUUGCUGGUACAAUCGCCGUAGGUUCAGUAACGUACAGUUUAUAUCGAUAUUUUGCUGGAGGCGUGUGUAAGUGCCCCACAAGAUUAGACGGUCUAGUUGUAGUUGUUACAGGUGCUAGUUCUGGAAUUGGCAAAGCUUUGGCUCUAGAACUAGCUCAGAGAGGUGCGACCAUAGUUCUCGCCUGUAGAGACAUUGAAAAAGGAAUAAAUACGAAGAGGGACAUUUUGGCAAAAUUAAGCAACAAAAACGUGAAAAUAUUUGUCAAGCCAUUGAAUCUUGCAUCAAUCGCCAGUAUUAUAAAAUUUUCUGAAACUUUGAAGUCGGAAUUUGACGAGAUUUAUGCUUUGGUUAAUAAUGCAGGGAUAUAUUAUCAUCCACAUACGGUCACAGAAGAUGGGUAUGAAAUCACAUUCCAGACAAACUAUUUAGGUCAUUUCAUUUUGACACAUAAUCUGCUGGGUUUACUGAAAAAGGCAGAUCAUUCUCGAGUUGUAAACGUCACAUCACAAGCCCACAAACAAGUAAACUCGUAUGAUUUGAAUGCUAUUGCCAAAUCUCAGACUGAGUUCCGAUCUCACUCUGUUGCUUAUGGAGUGACAAAGUUGGCCCUAAUUCUAUUUACUCGUUACUUAUCCAAAAAACUACUAAAUACAAAUAUAAUUGUCAAUGCAGUUGAUCCAGGCACGACCAAGACAGACCUUCUUCGCCAUUCUCCAUACACUAAUAAUCAGUUUUUGUAUGUUCUACAGUGGCCUAUUAGGGUUCUUUUAGCCAAAAGUCCAUGUCAAGGGGCACAGUCACUUUUACAUUGUCUUUUAACAUCUAAUAGAUCCACUGGACAACUUUAUACAGACUGCAAAUUAACAUUACCAAGUGCUUUAGCUUCAGAUGAUAAGUUGGCACAAGACUAUUAUGAGUUAACUAUAGAAAUAUUAGACAAUAAGUUCAACACUGAGUCAGAGUGCUAA